UGGCGAUAAAAUAUCUACUUUCUUCACUUGUUCGCGUCUUCUCCGACGACUUUUGCUCAUUUGGACGACGUGCGGCUCGUGCGUGCCUGACAGGUCGACGAGCGCGGACGGGCGACGCGCACAAAAGAGGCGGAUAAGAAGAAGUUUUAGCGCCAAGUUAAAUCGCCUCCUCCCCGUUUGACGCGCCAGUCAUCUGGUCCGCGUCGAGCCCGCUCACAGCGACCUACCGCCCGGCCUGCUGGCUCACGGUCACACGGCAAACUCACUUGUCGAUUGUCUACUCCAGCCACCAACCCAACCACCCACCGAUCCAUCGAUCGAUAGAUUGACUGGGAAGACGGGUGAACUUCAAGAGCAGCGUCUUGAGGUUUACUCCCCAGCCUUGAGAGUAGAAUGCUUGGAAGUCGGGAAGAAACAGAAACCAAGUCUGUUGUUCCCGAGGCGGCCAACUUGAAGGCAGCGAGGCCAAGGAAGAGGAAGGCAGAUGUUGCCAUUUAUUUACAUGAUGUGGAUGAGGACGCAGCAGAGAUGACCAAGAAGAAGCUGCGCGACUCAGAGGCCGUCUGGAGCUCGGAGGGCGCCCACAUGAGUCCACAGCGCUGGACCUCCUCCCUGGAGCAGAAGGACGAGCAGCAGAUCACCCUGAUCAAUGCCGGCUUCCCACACUACAACUUCAACAACGUCUUCGCUACGCCGGUGCACUGCGCUCCGCUUCCCGCGCUCUGCUGGGCGAGCAAGGACGUGGUGUGGACCAACAUGUUGGCCAAGGACAAGACGUACAUGCGGGACGUCAACAUGAUGGACAAACAUCCUCACCUUCAGCCCAAAAUGAGGGCUGUUCUUCUGGACUGGCUCAUGGAGGUGAGUGAAGUGUACAAGCUCCACCGUGAGACGUACCACCUGGCUCAGGACUACUUUGACCGCUUCAUGGCCACGCAAAGCAACGUCUUCAAGUCCACCUUGCAGCUCAUCGGCAUCACCUGCCUCUUCAUCGCAGCCAAAGUGGAGGAGAUGUACCCGCCCAAAGUGCACCAGUUUGCCUACGUGACGGAUGAAGCCUGCACAGAAGACGAGAUCCUCAGCAUGGAAGUCAUCGUCAUGAAGGAGCUGAAGUGGAGUCUGAGCCCGCAGACGCCUGUUUCCUGGCUCAACGUGUACAUGCAGGUGGCCUACCUGAAGGAGUCGGACCAGCUGCUCAUCCCCAAAUACCCCCAGGCCACCUUCACACACAUCGCCGAGCUGCUGGACCUUUGCCUCCUGGAUGUGCGCUGCUUGGAGUUCUCCAACGGGAUCCUCGCCGCGUCCGCCUUGUUCCACUUCUCGUCCCUGGAACUGGUGGAGAACGUGUCGGCCUUGAAGAGGGCAGAGCUAGAGGAGUGCGUCAGGUGGAUGGUACCCUUCGCCAUGGCGCUGCGGGAGAUGGGCAGCGCCCCCAUGAAGAUGUUCACGGGCGUCGCUGCAGACGACACGCACAACAUUCAGACACACGCCCCCUACCUGACGUGGCUGGAGAAAGCGUCGCGCUACGAGGAUGCCGGCUUGGACCAUCACAGCGGCUGCCAGGUGCCGUCAGGCGUCCUGACUCCGCCCCUCAGCAGCGAGAAAGCCGAGGAGUCGCUCCGAGUCGACGCGGCCACGCCGCAUGUGCGACCCAGGAUACGCUCGCCCGCCCCGCACAGCCAUUCUGAUAGGACAGUGGCACCGUAAACCCAUGGGGGGAUAGAAGGAAUUUUUUUUUUUUUUUUUCAACUUUUGGAAUGUUUCAGUGAAACUUCAGCUGCCAGUCACAUGACCUCUUUAUUUUAUUCCCUGUAUGGACGUCUUGACCUACCUGAGUGUUUCUUUGGUGCUUUGUUUUUUUUUUUGUUUUUUUUUUUAUUGGCCCACAGACUGUUCCUGGAGUCAUGUGACUCUCUGCUGCUAUACAGCUGGGCUUGGCAUCAUGGCAGGAUGUGUGAUCAUUCUAAUGGGAGGGACCAGUAGCUUGGCUACCAAACAAGCCAAUCAGCUGAGCUUCAGAAGCUCAACUAUUGAUGGUAGGGAUGCUCCCAUCAGGGUUUUUGCUACCCAUUCCGACACCCAUCAUCAGCACUGAAAUAGGUGAAAUGAGUGCUGUUGAAUGGGGGGGCUAUAAUUCAGGACAAUUCCAAGGUCCCUUGACUCCUGGGUGGGGUGGCAAAAAACGGAUAAUUAUUAAUAAAAUUAGUAAUUAAUGGCUGCACUCCCCUGCUAUUGGCUAAAUGAUAUGAAAAGAGGACGCAUAAAAUCACCGUGAUUUCAAUGGGAACCUAUUGGACUUAGUCUGAAGACAACAUAAUCACUGAGGAUGACACUCCUUUUUUAAGGACGCUUUGCCGUCUUCUCGUCCCAUGAAUUCAAUCAUUUUUGGGGCUUUUAGCUUAUCCUUCUCAGUGCGUGUUAGCCACAUGGCUGUGUUAGCUUGACAGACGAUCACACUCGGGUGUCACGUGUUGUUGUUCAGAUGGCGUAUGAAAGCUUUACCCCCACAAGGUAGUUCUCAUGGCAUGUGUUAGCAGUUAGCUUUCACAUGGCAGCUGUGGUUGUUUUUGUUUUGAAGGACGCCGCCACCCAAGACGUUAGUAAGGGGAAGACGCCACACUGCACCAAAGGCUCGCUGCCGCAGGCGAUCAGCUGUGAAAGACACUUUUUUUUUUUUUAUUACAUUUUCUACGGAAAUCAGCCAAUACUGAUCGGUGGCCGAUCUAUCAG
Molecule: messenger RNA, 2730 nt
Organism: Dunckerocampus dactyliophorus (ringed pipefish)
Lineage: Eukaryota; Metazoa; Chordata; Actinopteri; Syngnathiformes; Syngnathidae
Gene: ccne1
Product: cyclin E1
Exons: 12
Coding region: 394-1707 (437 amino acids)
Biological process (GO): G1/S transition of mitotic cell cycle; regulation of cyclin-dependent protein serine/threonine kinase activity
Cellular component (GO): nucleus; centrosome; cyclin E1-CDK2 complex
Molecular function (GO): cyclin-dependent protein serine/threonine kinase regulator activity
Source: RefSeq, a predicted model, not a curated record